This is a messenger RNA of Molossus molossus (Pallas's mastiff bat), 1645 nucleotides long. RefSeq names its product acetyl-CoA acyltransferase 1 (gene ACAA1). The transcript is spliced from 12 exons. Lineage: Eukaryota; Metazoa; Chordata; Mammalia; Chiroptera; Molossidae. Gene Ontology annotation, cellular component: peroxisome. Gene Ontology annotation, molecular function: acetyl-CoA C-acyltransferase activity. Bases 97 to 1377 code for a protein of 426 amino acids. Gene Ontology annotation, biological process: fatty acid beta-oxidation; phenylacetate catabolic process. The record is from RefSeq and is a predicted model, not a curated record.
GUUAAAGGUGCUGUUCCGCGACUGCCCUGGCGACAGUCUGUUGGUUCCCGUGCUCUGCUCCCGGCCAGGUAGGGGUCUGCCGGGCCACGCUGCGCGAUGCAGAGGCUGAAGGUGGUGUUGGGCCAUUUGGACGGCCGGCCUUAUUCGGGCUCCAAGCCUGAGCUGCGGGCCGCGCCGUGCUGGGGCGGCGCUGCGCGGGCGUCGGCCGAGGACGUGGUCGUGGUGCACGGGCGGCGCACGGCCAUUGGCCGGGGGGGCCGCGGCGGCUUCAAGGACACCACCCCCGACGAACUCCUCUCGGCCGUCAUGACCGCGGUUCUCCAAGACGUCCGGCUGCGUCCGGCCGAACUGGGAGACAUCUGCGUGGGAAAUGUACUUCAGCCGGGGGCCGGGGCAGUCAUGGCUCGAAUCGCCCAGUUUCUGAGUGACAUCCCAGAGACUGUGCCUUUGUCUGCUAUCAACAGACAGUGUUCUUCGGGGCUCCAGGCAGUGGCCAGCAUAGCUGGUGGCAUCAGAAAUGGGUCUUAUGACAUUGGCAUGGCUUGUGGGGUGGAGUCCAUGUCUCUGGCCGACAGAGGGAACCCUGGAAAUAUUACUUCACGCUUGGUGGAGAAGGAGAAGGCCAGAGAUUGCCUGAUUCCUAUGGGGAUAACCUCGGAGAAUGUAGCUGAGCGGUUUGGCAUUUCACGGGAGAAGCAGGAUGCCUUUGCACUGGCUUCCCAGCAAAAGGCAGCCAGAGCCCAGAGCAGGGGCUGUUUCCAAGCUGAGAUUGUGCCUGUGACCACCACGGUCCACGAUGACAAGGGCACCGAGAAGAGGGUCACCGUGGCCCAGGAUGAGGGUAUCCGCCCCAACACCACCAUGGAGGGCCUGGCCAAACUGAAGCCUGCCUUCAAGGAGGGCGGCUCUACUACUGCAGGAAACUCUAGCCAGGUGAGCGAUGGGGCAGCUGCCAUCCUGCUGGCCCGGAGGUCCAAGGCAGAAGAGUUGGGCCUUCCCAUCCUUGGGAUCCUGAGAUCCUAUGCAGUGGUUGGGGUCCCGCCUGACGUCAUGGGCAUUGGACCUGCCUAUGCCAUCCCUGAAGCUUUGCGAAAAGCAGGGCUGACAGUGCAUGACGUGGACAUCUUUGAGAUCAAUGAGGCCUUUGCAAGCCAGGCCGUGUAUUGUAUGGAGAAGCUAGGACUGCCUCCAGAGAAGGUGAACCCGCUGGGGGGCGCUGUGGCCUUGGGCCACCCACUGGGCUGCACUGGGGCUCGGCAGGUCAUCACGCUGCUCAACGAGCUGAAGCGCCGUGGGAAGAGGGCCUACGGGGUGGUGUCCAUGUGCAUCGGGACCGGAAUGGGAGCUGCUGCUGUCUUUGAAUACCCUGGACACUGAGUGAGGCGCUACCCCGACAGUCGGCUUUGGUGGCAAGAAAGCAACACUACAGAAGUGACGCCGCGUGGGAAAGUGCCGCGCUGUUGGCUUUGGCCGCUGUGGGCAAAUCAAGCCACUGCAGCUAAUUUAGAAAAUGUGAACACUGAAGACACAGUACAGGAGUGGGGGAGGGGCCAGAUCACCCGGGCCACAAAGGCCACCGUGUAAUUCUGGGGAGGGGCUUUGUGGAUGUGGAGUGCAACAGACAUAGUAAAUGUGUGUGACCUUA